CACCAUGGAGAUUGAUUUCUGAUGCUGCACUUGCUGCAUGGUUGGAAAAUUUCAAGGCACCAGCACACAAGCAAAGGAAGAUAAUAUAAGUUUUAUGCCACAAAAGAACUUUUCUUUGUGUAGGCCCUCACAAAUGGCGGUAAAGAUGAAGGGGAUCUUCAAAGGGCUGAGGAUAUUCUCGCACAUGUUUGCAGCUCAAAAGGAGCAUGAGAUGGAAAUUGGGUUCCCUACAGAUGUAAAGCAUGUGGCUCACAUAGGUUUGGGCACCAGUGACACAUCUCCAAGCUGGGGGAGCAACUGCCAGAACUCGGAAGCUAAUGAUAUUGCAACUGUAGAGAUACUCAUAGAAAUAUUGCAAUCAACUUUGACCGUGGAAAUGCAUAGACAUGGGAAUGGGCUCCAUAUGGAAGGUGCAAUACUGAAGCUGCUUGCAUUGAUCUACAAUCGAUCUUGACUUCGGCUAGAAGUAGAAGAAGAUGGAGACGCAAACGGUUUUGACCAACAGAUUGCUAUUCAUUUCAAUCUUGCAAUUGAGGUUUGAGCCUCAAGAAUUAGUCUUGCAGAUCAAUUGCAACGGUGUGAUCAAUAGAUUGUUUAACGAAAAACAACAGAAAAGAGCCAUAGGAGCAGAGAAGGCUAUUUAUUUUUCUUCUUAGUUUUGCUAUUUUUAGACAAGCUGCUUUUGCGGCACUUGUAUGCACACAAAAGGUAUUGGUCUCAAACAUGAAUGUAUGCACAAAACAAGUAUCAUGCAUAUUGGUAUGAUGGGAAUCAUGUCCAUUUGCCUUUA
Molecule: messenger RNA, 790 nt
Organism: Hordeum vulgare subsp. vulgare (domesticated barley)
Lineage: Eukaryota; Viridiplantae; Streptophyta; Magnoliopsida; Poales; Poaceae
Product: CRIB domain-containing protein RIC4-like
Exons: 5
Coding region: 38-454 (138 amino acids)
Source: RefSeq, a predicted model, not a curated record